Podarcis lilfordi (Lilford's wall lizard) is the source of this 1216-nucleotide messenger RNA. The record is from the annotation of a GenBank genome assembly. Lineage: Eukaryota; Metazoa; Chordata; Lepidosauria; Squamata; Lacertidae.
AUGAUCACCAAGGGAUGGCUGCUGCAUGUAGGCCUAAUGAUGCUUUUCGUCUCCAAAAUCUCAUCUCUGGACUUUAACCGGUUUCACAGCUGGCUACAUGAAGCCAACAAGGCCAACUUGGAGCUUCUGAAGAACAAAAUGGGAACAACCAUUCCUAUUCAAUGCAUAGGAGAGGAAAUGGACCUCUCAACAAAUCAGGAAAUCUUCACAAACAUCAAUGAAGUCCAAGUGGAGAAUGCCAAGGCAGCUAUACAAGAGAUCCUCCAACAGACUCUGCACGUCUUCAGACAAAACCACACUGAAAUGGGUUGGGAUGGCAAUUCCACAACCGCUUUCCAGACCAAACUGGACCAGCAAAUUCAGAAGCUGGAAACAUGUUGGAGUGCAGAGCUGGAGCGUGGCCCCACAUCUCCAAGAGGUCAGAAAACUCUGCUCACCAGACUGAGAGUGAAAAGAUACUUCCAAAUACUCCAUGAUCUCCUGAAAGAUAAAGAGUACAGCCUUUGUGCUUGGUUGACUGUCCAGAUCCAGAUCAGGCAAUGUUUUGUGCUGACAGAUCAACUCAUCAAAAGGAUCUCUAAUGAAGGUACUGUACACUUUUUAAAAAAAAAUACAUAGGACUUGAUUAGAACUAGGUGAGAAAAACAGCUAGUUUCUCAGCAACCUUUUCAGGAUGUCUAACCUGCACUCACUUGCCACUAAGAAAUGUUCAUAAUUCUUCUUGAAGAAGUUGUUGAUUUCCUCAGAAUUCUGGUGAUUUAGGCUUUCUUCUUUGUUGCUGCAAGAAAUAUACUUAAUCCGCAAGGUCGUGCUAUGUGAAUGGGAACACUCUGCACAAAAGAACAAUGUGGGUGCGGCAGAUUCUGUGGGUUUUCACAUACUACCCAUCUCCUCUUAGCAUCAUGGAGGUACCACCUGUUUGGUCCACCGCAUUGUGUUCUCAUGCAAGACCAGCAACAGGGGAGCACAUCUAGCAAAAGAAGAUUUAUUGCAGAGGAACUGGUUGACCAAUCUUUAAUCUAGACUCUCACAUUUUCCACAUGUAUCUUUCAAAAGCCGUCAAUACCUUUUAAGGAAACUAUGGGUCAAUGUUCUGAAUCAUCUCAAUCUUGGGUUUCGGUUUAUAAUGUUCCCUUCUUGUCAUAAGCAGCUGAGCACAGAAACGUUUCAGACGCGUGAGGAAUGUUAAUGUCUUCCCUUCUUCCUUUCAGCUUAA